This is a messenger RNA of Drosophila innubila, 4436 nucleotides long. RefSeq names its product condensin complex subunit 3-like. The transcript has 9 exons. The record is from RefSeq and is a predicted model, not a curated record. Gene Ontology annotation, biological process: mitotic chromosome condensation. Gene Ontology annotation, cellular component: cytoplasm; condensed chromosome; condensin complex. NCBI's taxonomy places the organism in Eukaryota, Metazoa, Arthropoda, Insecta, Diptera, Drosophilidae. Bases 39 to 4259 code for a protein of 1406 amino acids.
GAUUUUAAAAACAAUAAGACCACACAAAAAAAUAAAAAAUGGCCAAGCCAAAGGCAACAACAAGAAGGAAGCGCAACAAAAAGGCAACUGAAAAGGAAAAUGGUGAAUUGCAGACUAACGAUGGGACUGCGACGGCCAACAACAACAACGGAGCGGAGCGCACAGUGGGACAAGGUCCCAUGUACACAAUUCUAUCCAAUGCGCAACUGAAUGAGACUUUUCACAAGCGCUACAUCAAAGAGCUGAAGCUACUGUACUCCAAGCUGGAUCACGAUGCCUUCAUGGUUACGUUUAUCAAGAUGUUUAAAACAGUGCUGGAAGCGGAUGAGAAUAAUGAGUAUGGAAAUACGGCGCUCGCAUAUUGCGCCAAGUUCGUGACCAGCUUCGAGUCGGAGAGAACACAUCCCAUACUGGCCGGAAUGUUCUCCUGGCUGCUGUCGACAAUUUCCAAUAGUCCGCACAUUCGAUAUCGCAUCUGUUUCUCAGUCAAUCUCAUACUGAAACAUUUGGGACCAUAUGCCGCAUUGGAUGACUCACAGUGUGAUCAGAUUUUGCAUUAUAUGCUCGACCGACUCAAGGACGUGUCGCCCAGUGUGCGCAAGGAGGCUGUCCUGGCCAUGCAGCGUCUGCAGAUGCCGGACAAUCCAAAUGAUCCAGUAAUCUGUGCCUAUCGCUAUCAUUUAAGCUCGGAUCCUUCGUCCAGUGUGCGUCAGUGCGUCAUCUCAUGCAUGGGACGCAACCAUCUGACAGUGCCACACAUACUGCAGCGUCUCUGGGAUGUGGAUGAGAAGGUGCGACGUCACACCUACAUCAACAUGUGCAACUAUCCGGUGCGAUCCUACAAGGUGUCGCAGCGUCUCAUGCUCAUCGAGCGUGGCCUCAACGACAGUUCCGAUAUUGUGCGCAAAAAUGUCAUCAAGUACAUGCUGAAGGCUUGGGUUGAAUCCUACCAGCAGAACUACAUACAGCUCACGGCUGCGCUCAAACUGGACUCCAACGAGGAGGAGAUCUUACGCUUCCGUCGCGUCGCCCGCCAAAUGCUGUUGGUCAUCUUCGAGAAAGUCGAUAAUCAGGAACUUAUUGCCCAGCUGCCCCUGUCCGCGGAUUGUGAACUGCAUCGCUGUGUACCACAUGAGGAACUCACCGUGGAGCUGCUGCUCUACUGGCAAUGCCUCAGCUCCUACUUGCAACAGACCAUUGCCGACGAAUUCGAGCUGAUUCUGCCGGAGCUGAGCGUAUUCUGCGACUAUGUCAAAAAAUUCUGUCAGUUCCAGAAGCCCGAAAUGGAUAAUUUCGCACAGAUCGAGUUCCAGUGCAUGUUGCUCUCGUUGGUGGAAAUACUGCAGACCUACGAUUUGGGCGAUGAGGUUGGGCGUGAGAAUUUGAAGGAGCUGAUCUCGCAUCUGCUGAAGGAGUGUCUGUUGGAUCACAAGAUUGUCUGCGUCCUGGUGCGCUGCAUGGAGCAGCUGGUAAGCGAUGUGAGUGCACGCCUGCAGUACUUCAUUGAGAUCAUCUAUGAGAUUUGUGAGCUGAAUGCCAAGCAAAAUGAUUUGGUACACGAUCGCAGUUUGAUCGAAAAAUUGGGCGAUGUAGACACUUCGCUGGUCACGCAACUCAAUUCGCUCAAGGUGAAGAUACUGGAGCUGGAGGAACUGGAGGAGAACUUUGUGCGCCAAAAGGAGUACAUACGGGCCCAGGCUGUCAAUGAUGAGAAAAUUGCCGUGUCUGAUGAAUACAGAGAGCUGAUACAGCCGCAGCUGGAGAAGCACGGUGUGCUAGAGCUGCACGCAAGUCCCAAGCUGUCCAAACAGGAGCGUGUGCUCAAGGGACUCUACAUAUCCUAUUACCUGGUCGCCUCCGAGCAUGUGAGUUCGCUGAAUCAUAGCAUUUGCAAGCUCUACAAGGAUUUCAUCUGCCGCCAUUUGGCAUCCACGGAGCUGGACAUUUUCGAGUGGGCUAUUAAAUGUGGCACCACAUUCAGCAUGCUCUAUGAGGCAUACACCAAGGAAGUAUUCCAUGUGCUUUACGAUCAGUUUUACACGGACAACAAUUUAAGUUUAUGCGAGACUGCAGCAAAGUGUAUAUUCGAAUUGAUUGAUCACUAUGGUAUUGACUACUUUAUGGAUUUAAAUCAAUCCGUCACCGGACCGGGACAGGCGUCCAAAUCGAAACGUCGCAUGUUGUACACCAUGCAGGACUUUUACGACGGCGAGGAGGACAGAAGUCAAUCACAAAGCAGCGAUAAAAAUACGGACAUUAUUGCCGUGAUGGGAUUCUUUGUUGAAAAGGUCGUGGACAAGGGCAUACUCCUGGCCAUUGUGACGGGUCUUUGCCGUUUAGUGUUGCGCGGACAACUCGACAAUCGUCCCGAUGUGCUGGAGAAGCUGCUAAAGCGUUAUUUUAAUCCCAAUACGGAACCCAUUGUUAGCCAGGUGCUCGGCAUGUUCUUUGAGAGCAUUGUGGACCAGAAACUGCAGAGUAUACUGGAACCUUGCCUGCUGCCCAUUGUGUGGUCUAUUAUGAAUAGCAGCUACGAUUCCCCGCUGCACGACGUCGCACCCGGACAUGUGAUCAAGUUCUUUGUCGAUCUGACGGCGCUGGGGAAGAGCACGCCUGAGAACAAUAUACACAAUCAAAUAGCAAUUAGUUUUCUACAGUAUAUACAAAACUAUUACACGGAGCGCAAGGAAAUGUGCCGUCUGUUGGCCAAGGACCUCACCACACUGAAACUCAAUGUGAUAAACUGCACACAACUGAAAGAUGAGAUGCUCGAACUGGCCGACAAUCUGAUUAAUAGCGAGCUGGAGCCACGUUUGAUACGCAGUAUUGUUGACUUCAAGGAUAUGCUCAACGGCAGCUUUAAUCCUAUACCCGAACGCAAUACAGAGGGUCAUGACAGCGAUGUCGACGGCGAGGAGUGUGAAAGCGUCACGGCCCCCACAGCAUCCACAUCGGAACCUGCAGCUCCAGCAUCAAUUGUGCCAACAAUAUUAAUAAAUAAAGAUACUGGCGAAGUCAUCAGAGUGCCUUCAUCACCAUCACCAGCAGUAGCACCAGAAGUAGCAACUGUUCCCACUGAGAACGUGGCGCCCGUAUUGACCACCUAUGGUACCAAUAAUCAGGUGGGCAUACGCUACCUGCGACGUUCGUUGCACAAUUCGAUUAGUCAAUCGGAUGGAGACAGUAUAUGCGGCUCACAAUCCCCUGCCAGGGAGUCGGAAAUAGCAACAAGAUCGCAGAGCGAAGUCAGUGAAUUAAGUAGACGGAAUCUACGUCGAGAGAAAACGAUACAGCAGCUGGAACAGGCAAUGGCACAUGCCUCCAAGACGCCGGAAAAGAGAGCAGCAACUCCAAAAGUCGUGGAAGCAAAUGAAAAUACAACAAUUGUAGAUGUCAAUCGUACAUCUAUAGCAGAGGAAUCUCAGCACAAUAAUUAUUCGGAAGUAAUUGAGGAUUCUCCCACAUCCUCAACCACGAGCAGAAGCACCAUGCACAGUGGAACUAACCUGAGAGUGCGCUUGAGGCGCACCCACAAAAAUAACAACAACAACAACAAGAGCACAGCAGCAACAGCAGAAGCAACAUCAACAACUCGCAUUUCUCCAUCGGCUGGCAGUAAACAGCGUAAAGUUCUUCACCUUGAGAUGCCGACGCCGCUGCGCAAUGGACGUAAACGUGUUCUGCGCAAAUCUCUGCGUUCCCAAUCCUCCGAAUCGGGUACAUCCUUGCAACGAAUCUCUCCCUUGCGGAAACAGCAACGUUUGGACGCCAAUAAGCCCACAAGGCAGAGCAGCGCGGCAGCCGCAACAGCAGCUGCGGAUGAGAAGAUCCACAGCAGUCCGACGGGCAGCACCACCUCAUCCGUGAAGGAGAACACGAUGCCAGCGACAGCGGAUGCAACACAUAAAACGCCACAGUCUAGAAGGAGAUCCGCAUCGCACUCGAACAGCACGCCUGCAUCCCGGGUGACGACACGGCAGUCGGCUCGCAAGCAGCGCAUCAACGCCAUGUGCAUGACCCGCAAACGCAUGUCCCUGGAGUUAAGCCUGAGCGAAGGACAUCUGAAAAUGCCCACGCCAAAGCGAGUGCGACAGGACAAAACACACCGAAAGACAGCCAACAACACAAGCAGUCCCAGAAACGCGAGAACAACAACGAGAGAAACCCAAGCAACCACAACAGCAGUAGCUUCCCCUUCCCCUUCCAUAUCCGCUUCCACUUCAUCCACAUCAGCAUUAACUCGCACUCGUCGCAAGUAGAAUUUCCCUACGCCCCAAAGGACAAAUUUACAAUGUUUUAAUGUUUAUUUGUGUUACACAGACUUACAGUCACUUUUUAAUUUUUUAUGAUUACUCGCUUUCCAAUGUUUUUCCUUGUAAAUUUAUGUAUACUACGUAGUCGUCUUUUAAUAAACUUACUUAAAACAUAAAAAAUUA